AUGUGUCGUACAGGCUCUUUUUGCUCAUUUGAAUGUUGCACAUCAUCCACUAAUUACAUGUCAAAGUAUAUAGAAAAAUAUGUGGCCGAUGAAGCGAAACGACCGAAUGCUUUCAUUGCACUAUCAACACUCGACUCGCCAUUAUCACCAUCAGGAUCUCCAUCAUCUUCACCAAAGCCGUCGUCGUCUUCAACUUUCAAAGUUUCAAAGAUAUCGGUAAGGAAAAAGAAAAAGCACGAACGACCUGAGUGUCCGGUAUGUUUGAAAAAGAUCAGGAAAGAGCCAUCCUACAUAUGUAAAUGUUUCCAUCUCUUCUGCAAGUCUUGUGUCGAUAAAUGGAUAGAAAUUAACGAGACAUGCCCAAUGUGUAGGGGACCGAUACAAUUUGUGGUAUAUACUGAGAGAAAAAGAAGCCGACAUGCACUGAGGAAGUUGUUUCAACAGCAUUCGAACUGCAGGACGAGAGAAGUACAAGCAGGAGUUGAGUAUUCUGCUGAUGAAAUCGAUUAUUUUCUUUCCAUUUUGAAGGAUGGCUGCCAACUUGAAAACGUCCUACCACGUGAUAAUUUUGCUAAUGCUGUUAAGCAGAUCUACAAAUACGUUAAAAGAAAAAUCGAAAGAAUUUCCUAA
This is a messenger RNA of Helobdella robusta, 630 nucleotides long. RefSeq lists its product as hypothetical. The transcript is spliced from 2 exons. NCBI's taxonomy places the organism in Eukaryota, Metazoa, Annelida, Clitellata, Rhynchobdellida, Glossiphoniidae. Gene Ontology annotation, molecular function: ubiquitin-protein transferase activity. The coding region runs from base 1 to 630 and encodes 209 amino acids. Gene Ontology annotation, biological process: protein autoubiquitination. The record is from RefSeq and is a predicted model, not a curated record.